Penicillium atrosanguineum is the source of this 222-nucleotide messenger RNA. Its product is annotated as Vesicle transport v-SNARE protein vti1. The transcript is spliced from 2 exons. NCBI's taxonomy places the organism in Eukaryota, Fungi, Ascomycota, Eurotiomycetes, Eurotiales, Aspergillaceae. Bases 1 to 222 code for a protein of 73 amino acids. The record is from RefSeq and is a predicted model, not a curated record.
AUGCAACGGCAACUGCAGUCCCAAAAGAGUAUGGCAGACAACAUAGACCGGGGACAGCGUCCGUCAUGCUCUGGCCUUCGAUACCAUAUUCGAGUCUCCGCUAUUGCCCACCUCAUUCUGAGCCGGCGCCUUGGCUCGCGAGCCGAAGACUGCCACCGUGCAAGGCUUACGCAGUACAAGGCAGUGCUGAGUGUUUCGAGGCUUCUAUGCGGCUUGGCAUGA